This is a messenger RNA of Eremothecium sinecaudum, 1308 nucleotides long. It is a transcript of the gene ADA2, whose product is annotated as chromatin-binding transcription regulator ADA2. The transcript has a single exon. Gene Ontology annotation, cellular component: nucleus; SAGA-type complex. The coding region runs from base 1 to 1308 and encodes 435 amino acids. Gene Ontology annotation, biological process: regulation of transcription by RNA polymerase II; chromatin remodeling. NCBI's taxonomy places the organism in Eukaryota, Fungi, Ascomycota, Saccharomycetes, Saccharomycetales, Saccharomycetaceae. The record is from RefSeq and is a predicted model, not a curated record. Gene Ontology annotation, molecular function: chromatin binding; transcription coactivator activity; zinc ion binding.
AUGUCUAACAAGUUUCACUGUGAUAUUUGUUCGUCGGAUUGUACGAAUCGGGUGCGUGUAUCAUGUGCUGAGUGCCCUGAAUAUGAUUUGUGUGUUCCAUGUUUCUCACAGGGCUUAUAUAACGGAAAUCAUCGACCAUAUCAUGACUAUAGGAUUAUAGAAACGAACUCAUAUCCAAUACUUUGUGAGGAUUGGGGAGCAGAUGAGGAACAGGCGUUGAUUCGUGGGGCACAGACGUUGGGAUUAGGGAAUUGGCAGGAUAUUGCAGAUAAUAUUGGCUCCCGAGAUAAAGAAGAGGUAUAUGAGCAUUAUGUGAAGUACUACCUUGAAAGUAAAUUCUAUCCUAUUCCAGACAUUACAAUGGAUAUCAAUGUUAAGCAGGAGACUUUUUUGGCUGAGCGGAAGCGUCGUAUUGAGAAGUUUCGGGAAAAGCCAUUACAACUACCAAGGAAGCCAGUGGCAUCGGUUCCGUCGUGCCACGAAGUCCAAGGGUUUAUGCCAGGGCGAUUGGAGUUUGAAAAUGAGUUUGAAAAGGAUGCAGAGGGGCCUGUUAAGGAUAUGGUUUUUGAUCCUGAUGACCAGCCUCUGGAAAUUGAAGUAAAGCUGGCGAUCUUGGAUAUCUACAACUCGCGGCUCACAACGCGUACAGAAAAGAAGCGGCUACUGUUUGAGAAUAACCUUCUUGAUUACCGCCGGCUACAGAGCAUUGAGAAGAAGCGGCCUAAGGAGCUCAAGGACAUGUACAACAAACUGAAAGCAUUUGCGCGAAUCAUGACGCCUCAGGAUUUUGAGCAAUUCAGCAAGGACAUCUUACAAGAGCUACGCUGCAGAACGCGAAUUGCACAAUUACAAGAAUGGAGAUCUAACGGACUUACUUCACUAGAAGCUGGACUUAAGUACGAACGCGAUAAACAGGCAAGACUCCAAGCCUUGGAGCGUUUUGGCUCUUCUAUUUAUUCUCUUUCCAAUUCCGCUGGCGCCAAUCGCUACCGCGCAUCCGCCGCACAUAGAUCGGGCUCGGAUUAUACACCUAACUACAACGAAGGCAACAAUAGAAAGAAAACAAUUACUGUUAGCGACAUCCAGCAUGGUGCUGAUUUUGGGUUAUUAUCACCCGAGGAGCAACAGCUCUGCAUGCAGCUAAAAAUACUUCCUAAACCCUAUCUGGCCAUUAAGGAAGUUAUGUUCAGGGAGCUACUCAGGACAGGUGGUAACCUGAAGAAGAAGCAAUGUCGUGAGUUGUUGAAUAUAGAUGCUGCCAAAGCCAAUAAGAUCUAUGAAUUUUUUGACUACCAAAAUUGGUUAUAA